Molecule: messenger RNA, 5820 nt
Organism: Belonocnema kinseyi
Lineage: Eukaryota; Metazoa; Arthropoda; Insecta; Hymenoptera; Cynipidae
Product: polycomb group protein Psc-like
Exons: 7
Coding region: 777-4664 (1295 amino acids)
Biological process (GO): negative regulation of transcription by RNA polymerase II
Cellular component (GO): PRC1 complex
Molecular function (GO): promoter-specific chromatin binding; metal ion binding
Source: RefSeq, a predicted model, not a curated record
GCGGAGUUCGUUCACGUCGCGCGUGUUACUGCACUUUGAGACGCUUCGCUGUUUAGUAGUUCAACGAAAUACCGCAACCUUCCAUUGGGCGCCAUCAUCCCGCUUGGAUUCUCAAUUCCUUGCAGGCCUACACUACACAGUAAUUAACUUGGAAUGUUAAUUUAAAGCUGUUUUAGCGCAAAUAAAGAGAAUGCAAGAAAGUGCAGUCUAGUGAAUGAGUCAGUAAUAGUUGGAGGGACCUUGUAUUAAGUUUCCCGGCAUCUCCUUACGACAAGGGAACUUUGCUGCGACUUGCUGGCCAAGGCAAUAAGAGGCGCUACACUCUACAGCGGCAAUGUCGAUGUCUAGAGCGAGGUCGGUGCACACAAAGAGGAUCGGUCCAUUGGGACUAUAAUAUAGUGUGCGGUAACUAUCCUAUAGCGAUUUUGUGCAUGUAGCAGAGGUAGAGCCGGCUCAGAUAAAGCCAAGAGUAAAAUGCUCUACUGCCAGAGGGAAUAACAUUAGGCCUCCGUACGUAGGCUCAUGCGUACAGAGGCUAACCCGCCUGUAUGCAUAGAUGUACAUACAAUGGAAAUGCCUUAUAGUAAGAGUGAGAAAAGCUGAUUCUAAAAUAACUUCGCAUACGCAAGGCAAUGUUCGUUAUCGAAUCUUCUAAUCUCAAGUUUGCAGAUAAGAACAAGAUUUAACGAAAAAGUUUUUGAGAACAAGAGGAUAAAUAACUUUUACUAGUAUAUUACAUGGAAUUUGACUUACGUAAAAAAAAUUAAAACACAAAUAUGACUGGAAUGAGUAAAAGAACAUAUCUCCGGGAGGUGAAUCCAUAUCUGAUUUGUCCAUUGUGCCGAGGAUAUUUGAUAGAUGCAACGACCGUCGUCGAGUGUCUACAUUCUUUCUGUCGAAGUUGUAUUUUGAAACAUCUAAAAUCGGAAGCGCAAUGUCCAUCAUGUAAACAUGCACUGAACACCGCUAAGCCCAAUAUCAAAGCUGACAAAGCACUACAAGACAUAGUCUAUAAACUCGUACCGGGACUUUAUCAUAAGGAAAUGAGGAGAAGAAGAGAAUUUUACAGGAAGCAUCCGGAGCAUGCGGAUUCUGCAACUCCGGAACAGCGAGGUGACGAUGUGAGCGGAAGACUGAUAUUUGCACCAGAAGAUGCGAUUAGUUUGAGCUUGGAAUUUCUUCCUCCUGGUGCAGAUCCGUUAGCCAUAAUUUUGAGCACCAAUGACGCUGAUGCAUCUCAGCCAAGCACCAAUCUCAAACCUAGUACAAAGAAUGAUACCACGAAUACUCAUGAUUCCAAUCGAAGGUACUUGCAAUGUCCGGCUUUGGUGACAAUUGCACAUCUGAAGAAAUUCUUGGCUUUGAAAUAUACCGUCGAUGUGACUAGAUAUGCUAUUGAGAUUUGCCACAGACGAGCUCCUCUUCCUGAACACUGGACUCUAAUGGAUGUUGCAUACAUCUAUGCGUGGAAGCGAAACGCACCAUUGAGAUUUUUCUACCGUAUAGUGCAAGAGGAACAAAGGUUGGAAGCCCCACUGAAUGACAGACCGUCGACUCCUGGAGUUGGAGCGAGUUUACCUCCAGUUGACAGUGUUGUCAGUGAUAAAAAUGAAAGCUGUGAUCAAGUGAAAUCUAAGAAGGAAAAAGUGACAGCAAAAGUGAACGUAGAGACGAGUAAAGAAGUCUCAAGUGUAGAAGAUUCAAGAAAAAAGGAAACUACCAAAAAGGAUGCAAAAAUGGAAGAUGUUAAGAGACAGUUAACAGCCCCUAGUACCAAACCAACUACCAAUACAAAGGUAGAUAAAAAACCUCAAGCUCCAGUUUCGAAAGAAAGUGCCAAAGCAGAUAAAGUUAAACAACCGACAGUAUCUGAGGAGAUAAAGCAGAUUAAAAGUCCAAUCAAGAUUCUGAAAAAUUCUGAAGGGCGUUACGAGGUGUUGAGACCUUCUUCCGAUAAACAGACUUCCCCCGAGGUACGAAAUAAUUCUAGUGAAAAGAAAUCUCAUAACCCCGAAUUUAGUGUUAUUAGUAUUGGUGAGGGUCCUAAUUCAAAUGGAGUUAAAAUUACCUUGAAGCAGUGCUCCCCCGGCACUGUGUCGUCGAAAGCAAAAAUGGUUAGCAACGUUUUGCUGAAGAAUGGACAGCCUGAGAAAGCUUUAAAAUCACAGGGAAAAAGUCAUCAGAAGGACGUGGCGGAAAAGCAAGAAAAGCAUAAACGUAAGGUGACUUUCGAGGACAAAAUAAUAUUGAAAGAAGCAGCCAGCGAAGUUAAGAAUGUGAAUAAAACACUGACUGAAGAGUCCGAUAAAAAUGAAUUUUUGCAAGGGUUUAGAUUAACUGCCAAGCAACCUGGAAACGAACAAAACUCCCCUGAUAAGAACACAAAGGGAAUUAGCAAACCAAUCCCAGUUUUAAAUGCUCUGCCCAAGAUUACCGAUAAUAUUCUAUUGAAGAGUCCAACGAAUCACGAACAGUGUGAGAAUAAGAAGGCUGAGCAGAAAAACAAUAAUGUUGAUUCUGAUACCAUCAAUUCAAUAAAGAACAAGCCUUCUGACAAGUCAUCUACUUUCUCUUUAAAAAUUGAUAACUCUAAUAGUCCUUCCAAGAGACUCUUGAACGGAAUUACGAAAGACUUGAGUACUAACGAUAAUGACUCAAAAAUAGAUGUUUACGCUUUUCCCAGUGAACCACCAACUGUUCCAGCAGGAGCCGUAAAAAGAAAAUGUCCUCCAGGUUUACCAAUUUUUGAUGUUGAUAAGAAACGACCCUUCAUUCACGGGCAAAUUCGAAAGAAGGCCCAAUCUACGCCGCUUAGCUCUCCUAAAGUCAGUAAAAAACAGGAAGCCGUAUCUUCUUCGAAGAAGCUGCCGAGUCCCAAAGAUAAUUCACCAUCUGGCGUUAGUUGUACUGCGCGUCAUAAUACUGUAAAUUCGCGGCCACCAGUUCCAACCAUUUCUGACAACACGAGAAAUUUAUUAGAUGGCUGUGGACUGAACAUUCCUGCAAGCUUGAGUAUAACUCUCACUGCACCGAAAUCACCUAGUCACAGCAGUUCAUCCACCGAUACAAACAAUCUGAAAGACAAUCAAGUUUUAUCAGGAAAAGUGAAUCCCAGUAUUACACUUAAUGACAGAUCGGUUGAUCCUCGUGUUUUAAAAGCUUUAAAAACAGGUCAGAUUCGAAUGCCGGUUCCAGCGAGCAGACCCAAAGCAAAACCUGCACCGGACCGCAGUCAACCUGCAAAACGAAAGAGGGAUGAUUCUCGCGAUAUUUUAGACUUGAGUGGCACAAAGAAAAUGGAUAUUCAUCCCUUAAGGAUUCCCCAACCAAUUUCUAAGUUUAAGAGUAAGCCCACUCGAGAAAAUAUGUCUGCUCAUCCAGCUUCUAGUCAAGUGGUCACGUUAACCGGCGGACAAAAGUAUUAUCGAGCACCUCCAGGCUCCUUGACGCCAGCAGUUCAUCGGGUAGCUGAUUAUUCGCAGCCUCCACCUUCUCGUGCACCAGUUUAUGCUCCUUCUUGCUUCUCAAGUCCAAUCAACAGCAGUCGUUCCAGCAACAACAUCUCUUCUGUCUUUCCAAGUUUGCAGAGUUUAUAUGCUCUAAGUCAGGCACCGAAUCUUCAACAAUUCCAGAUGGACAAUAGACUUCGACUUCCACAGCCAGAAAACACCGCGUCCAGCGGUCCUGGAAAAAGCCACUUGGCGGCUCAGUGCGCGCCUCUAAAACCCGCAAGGUCUUCCUAUGCUUCUUUAGCAGUUCCUAUAGUUAAACAGUCGCCUCCCCUGCGUCCGAUCUCUCUUACUGCAGGUAUCGCACAAGCAAACGAGUUGAUAAAAAAUAAAGGGAUGAAUAAAGGCGAAAUUACUGCCAAGCGAGACAGUUUGCAGAAUUCACCCAGCGAAAAACGAUUACCUCCUCUUAUCAACAGUAGUGCAAGCAAAGAUGCUGAUAAGUUUGGCCGAUCUAGUUCUAGUCCUAUGUCACCUCAUUCGAAACAAGAGGCCAGUAUCACGAAUAGUGCGGAAUCGAAUUCACACGAAGCAGCUAGUCCAAGAGUAUCGUCGACAGUUUCUCCAUCUCCUCCUCCACCACCACCACCACCCCAUCCUCCUCGAAACUCCAGUGUUAAUAAUCCUACUAAUACGAACGAAGUUUCGUCGGGAUCGAACUGUAAUAAAUUGGGAUCGGAGGUGACGAGUAGCAAGUCACCCGAGAGUCCUGAUUCCAGUUCUGUUGUGAAUGAGCUCCCGAAUAAUGCUUCUGGCGCAACAGUCGCAGACAAACUGCAGCCGUCUCCAAAAGAAGAUAAAUUGGAUAACCAAAAGGAGACGGAGAAACAACCAGAACCACCUGCAAAAAGCAAUGUUAAUAUUCCUAGUGAACUUGCUGAUAAGAAGGCCGAUAAUAUUAAAGUUGAUGCGAAACAAAUGACUUCCGAAGUCUUUCAAAAAAGGCUUCUGGCUGCAUUUCCGUCUAAUGAAUGGGCGAAUAAUCCGAUUGCUGCCAAGCAUUUAGGAAAUUUACUUAAAAGCUUAACCUCGAUGCAAGCGAACAACCAAACGGAGAACGCGAAGAAACUAAAAUCGGACCACCCCUGUGAAACGCUACCAGCGAAAUGCGUAAAAGAUAUUUCUCCCAAAGCUAAGACCGAAGUAACCGACUGAUUGUGAGUUUUAUAAUGUAUUAAAUUGUAUAUGAUUUCACAAAUUGUGUUUUAAGUUUUUCCUUAUGAGGACUUUUAGUUUGAGGGUAAUAAGCUUCUUCAAGCAACUUACAACAAAAAUUGUUAUUUUAAACUAUAGAAUAAAGUUAACGCAGUGCUAAAAGUAAAUUUGAUGAACUUAAAGCAAGCACAAACAUUAUCACUUCUUGGCAAACAUUUGAAGUUUCACAUACGAAUUGUAAAUAAAUAUGCUGAAUUGAACUUUAUGGAAAUUUCAGAGGAGAAUAUUUCUCGUAAAGUACCUUAGCUAUGAUACAUUUAUUUUUUAACGCAACCAAGGGUAUGAUAAAAUAAUUGUUAUAAUUAACUUAAGGAUCUGUGAAAGAAACCAGUGUUAUUGUUAUAUUAACAUGUUCGCAAGGCCGAUUGCAACAGACUAAGCAAAAAAAACUAUUAUUUAUACCUGAGAAAAAUGACUAUUUUCAUUAAAAGUGCACCACAAUCAAUGUCCAAAAAUCACGAAAAUUUGCUUUGUCGCGAACGUGUUAAUAGAAGAAACAAAUAAAGUAAGUUGUUUUUUUUAAGGGUAAUCUUCUGUGAGAUUCAUGGACGUAUAUCAUUGUCUUGCAGUAUUCUUAUAGUCUCAUCGUAAUGAUAAGUGCGACUUUUUACACAGAAAAAAAAACGCUCAAGGAAAUUCACGAGUAACAGUCAUAUAUUUUUUGAAAAUAACUGUUAUAAGCUAUUGCACUCCUUUAAGAAGUACUUAUAGUCAUUACAACAAAUAUUAGUUGACUGAAAGACGAUCUAGAUAUUUCCGUACUGAUUACAAUAAAUUGUAUUGGGCGAUUCAUGAGCGACAAAGACUUGAAUGUUACAGUGGUAUUAGUGUUAUUUUUACAUUAUAUUCUGUUAAACGUUUAUUGUGUAAAUGGUGCAACUGUUAUGUCACCUACACUUCCGUAUGUAUUUGUAUUAUAUUUAACUGCUUUAUAAGUUGUAUAUAUACUUAGUUGGUAAGGUGAACAGCAAAUACGAAAAACAUAUUUUAGAUUGUCAUUGUUUUGUCCUGACAAACAAGUCUCGUAAAUGUAAUAUUUUCGUUUCAGUUUAGCUUUUAAAAUGAUAAAAGUAGAAUCCGAAUACAUAAUUUUAAA